CCGGUCAGCACAGACUCGGUGCUCAAGGCCAUGGCCGAUGCUCUGCCUACGCACCAGGCAAACGACGAGUCGUCCGACAUUGCAAGUUCCUACGAGGCCGUAGCGCUGCUGGCUCACGCUUACUUUGCCUCUCUCGACUUUCGCCUGUACGGCUUCAGCGAAGACAAGUUAUUGCCCGAAUGCCAGACCUUGGCGCCCCGGCUCCCCCCUCAGUGGAACAAUGGAUUCGGCGCUCUAUCAUUCGUGUACAAGCACAAGCAGUCGGCCAUGACGUUUGUCUUGCGCGUCGACCGCAUGGGCUCAAAGGUCGAGAUCAGGGCCCUCGCCGUCGGCGCCGAGACCAUCCACCGAGUCGAGUAUGAGAUUCGAAAGGUCGUCAACUCUAGCAAACUGCCCUUGCGCAUCGCUCUAGACGCCGAGGGAAAGGAGGACCGAAGUAGUCUCGUGGGGAUGCUGCAGAAUCUCUUUGUUUCGUCCGAAAUCAUCGAGACGAUAUUACGGGACCUGAGGGUCAAUCUUGUGCAAAAGUUGAUCCCAAAGCUUCAGAAGGAGGGCUAUGUUGAGACGGAGGAAAACAAGAUAAACGCAGAAGAGGAAGCCGAACGACGAAAUCAACAACGCCGUCGCAGCUUCGAACGAGCCGAACCACUCAUCCCUACCAGCUCUAUAUUUCCUCCCCGCCCUGGUGCGAUCCCACAGGCUGCAGAGCCAUUUCGACCAGAACAACCGCCACAUCCAUAUCCGCACCCCGAUAUACUACCUGCUGGUGCCCCUCGGCGACCUAUACCUGGCGACUUCCCCCCUCCAGGCUUUGAGGAUGAGCACGAAAUCAAUUCUCCGCCGCGGACCAUGGGGGGGCUAAGAAUGCCCUUCGGCAACGUAGGACAUGACGAUCUCAAUCCGCAAGGACUUGGACCCCACGAUCCACUCAGGGGGUCGUUUGUGGGCGAAGGUCGGCCUCGACCCGGCGGCUUCUCAGGCAUGCAUCCCACCUUUGACGAUCCGCUGUUCACGGGACGGGGUGGCUGGGGAGGCCAAGGAUAUGACCAAGGCUAUAACUCGCAAAGGCCUCCGGGAGCUAGAUAUGAUCCGGUCGAUCCUAGUGACGGGCCCACGUAUCCCCUGGGACAGAGGCCGUCUUAUCCAGGGAGAAGGGGCGGCGGCAACGGAGGAGGGGGUUUUGGCUUUGGCUCUGGACCGGGUGGUUUUGGUUCAGGCGGCGGCUUUGGUCCGGGCGAUAUUAUUUGA
This is a messenger RNA of Trichoderma virens Gv29-8, 1248 nucleotides long. RefSeq lists its product as uncharacterized. Gene Ontology annotation, biological process: proteasome-mediated ubiquitin-dependent protein catabolic process. Gene Ontology annotation, molecular function: endopeptidase inhibitor activity; proteasome binding. Lineage: Eukaryota; Fungi; Ascomycota; Sordariomycetes; Hypocreales; Hypocreaceae. The record is from RefSeq and is a predicted model, not a curated record. The annotation marks the transcript as partial. The transcript has 2 exons.